This is a messenger RNA of Colletotrichum abscissum, 999 nucleotides long. RefSeq lists its product as uncharacterized. The record is from RefSeq and is a predicted model, not a curated record. Bases 1 to 999 code for a protein of 332 amino acids. The transcript has 2 exons. Lineage: Eukaryota; Fungi; Ascomycota; Sordariomycetes; Glomerellales; Glomerellaceae.
AUGGAGUUGGUCUUCCACUUUCAGCGCGCACUGACGCUAGCGCUUGUCCUUCUCUUCAGUGGGGUUCAGUGUCUGCCACAGCAGACAGGUGGAGAAUCUCCUGCCGACAGAGCGAACAAGAUACCUCAAGGUAUUAUGCCCGCAAAGGAUGGUUCCAUUAUUCUUGAUACUACAGAAACAAUCAACAACUUGAAAAUUCGCUUCCGCAUCAGUGGUCCAGCAGGUGAAUUUACAACAGCAAGCAAGGUACCCGGGGGCGGCAAGACAACAGGCGCGAAGGGCAACCUCGGGCUUCACGUCCUGCUACACGGUGACAGCGGCUCGUCUUUCUUCGAAAUGCCAAAUCAAGGCGUAAAAAACAAUUUGGCGGGUGUCACAGUACUUUCUCCGGACAGAAACCUCCACUGGGGAGGGGGUUCUGGGUUCAAUCGCACAGACGGCGUGGCGCACGCUCAAGCAGUCAACGAUCUCGUCUUCCAGACCCUGCCAAAGUACAUGGCCUUCAAUUCCUCUAAUGUCUUCUUCUCUGGGAUCUCAGGCGGGUCCCUUCUGCUUUCCGGAUACUUCAUGCCGGCGCAUAUGGGUAACUUCGCCGGGAAUGGGGUGAUGCUUGGUUGCGGUGCCAUGGAACCCCGUGUCGAAGUAUCGCAGUCCUCUCGCGACGCUCUCAUGAAAACUCGACUUCACUAUCAAAGCACCCAGAAGGAACUUCAGCACCUGCAAGGAUCAAUCUCUGCCACCAUGAAGGCGUACGAAAAGGUUGUCAAGGACAAGGGAAUGGAAAUAGAAGCAAUCAACAAGCUUCAGACAGCCAAUAACAAGCCCGUGGGAGGCCAUUGUCAAUUUGACGAGAAAGGGUUUGACUCCGGAAUCCAGCUCAUUGCUGACAACUAUGCUGCGAUUAUGCAAGGAGGAAACGGCGAAGUUCCGGGUAUUGGAAAUGUGCUCAAGGGUGUUUCCGGUCAAGAAUUGAAGUUUUCGGAUGGCGGUGCUCCUUGA